UAUCGCCCUUCGUUCUGCUUUUAGGUGUCAUUUCUUUCCAUCUCAAACCCCACCUUUAGCUUUCCCCUCUCUAUCAGUUUUCUCUGCCCUCGCCAUCCAUAGGAUUUUGGCUUCGGUAUUCCAACCUUUUGAUUCCGAUCUCGUAACGAAUCCUAGCUGCGCUUCCCGAUUUCUGCUCUGUCUUCAGAUAAUCUGAAAUUAAUGUCUAACGCGAGACGACGAGAUUUGUUUGAUGCCGACAAGGCCAGUGGAUCUGAUCCCUCCGACCAUCCAGCGAUUGCUGAAAAUUUUGAGGAUUCUUCGUCCGUGGACAGCGUUUCUUUGAACGGCGUCGAAUCCGCCGGUGCGAGUUGUAGGCUUCCGGGAGAGAGCGGUGGAUCGAGGAGGGAGACGAUGCUUACGCAGCGGUUGACGGAUAUACUUGUAGAUCAGGGCGAUGGUGAUCUUUUGCUCCAGCAGACCAACCAGGAUGAUCAUCUGUUGCAGUGGUUUCAGGCUCUUAAUAUGCAGAUUAUGGGGGCAUGUCGCGCUGAUGAGAGGCUCAAACCCUUGUUGAAGAUGAACGUCUCCGGCGGCGUCGCAGAAGAUCCCCUGCUAACCCAAUUAAGUCAGCAUUUCGAGCCAGCAGAGGUUGGGAUGCUUGCCAGAUGCUUCUGUGUACCUCUUGUUUCGAUACGAGUUGGAACGAUUCACAAGGAAGGGUCACGUUUGUGUCCUACUGCCAAUAGGGGAAACUUGGGUCUUACACUGCUGCCAAGUUCUGAUCUUCGUCUCUCAUUCAUUGGAGAUGAUGGCAAUGUAGAAAGGAUGUUUACCCUAACCAAAAAAUCACAUUGUGCUGCUGUUGUGAUCGAAGAAAUCCCAGAAGACAGUUCUGGUCGUUCCUUCCUUAUUAGAGGUCCAGAUGGUGUAACCUUUUACUUCUGGUGCUCAGAGAAAUCUAAGCUGUUAGGAACUGAAUUACUAGGAAAGUUGAAGGACUUGCUCAAGACGAAACCUUCUGUAGCAGAUUUGAGUGGGAUUAGCAAAUCAAGGCUCGACUGUUUUGCUACUCAGCUUCGUGCUUUUCUCAUGGGAUCGUCAAUGGGCAGUAUUCAUGAAAGUGUGGCUUGUACCUCAACACCAUCUGCAAAUGCCAUGGCUCACAAUGCUUCUCUGUCCGCUUCAAAAUAUGCCAGAUCUCGACAUAGUGGUAGUCAAGCAAUGAAGGGAAAUGCACUUUACCUUGGUAGUCUUAGUCCAAAAUCAAGUUCGUUCAAAGAGGGUACCCCUAGAAACUUUUCUUCUUUCAGGAUUGUAAGGGAGAAGCUAAAACGUCGCUGUGAUAGCCAACAGCUUGCACUUGACGACUUGUCAAAUGAUUCGUUGAAUACCUCGGAUACAACUUCAAGUCAUAUUGGUCAUGAUAAACUUCCAGAAGUCACAAAAGCAUUUCCUCCUUUAAGUUUCCUUGGGUCAUUAGGAAAUCUUACUGUCCCAUCAAACCUUGGCCAACAAGUGGAAGUCCCUCCUUUGGCUACACCACUUUUUGCCCCCCACUAUUGUUGGUGCCCCCCCGGGGUUUCAACUCAUCCAUCCCCAGCGGCACCUUCAAAAUUUCCUGUCUCGUCAAUUGAAUCGCAUCCUCUUCCCUUGGAUGCCUCCUUGUUCCCUAACGCCAUUCCAGGUAGCCUAUUGGCGCCAACACCGCCCCUUAGUCUAAGCACUCCUAUGGAAUUCCCUCCAUUCCUGCCUGAUCCCUUGAUCAGAAUGCCUCUGCCAGCUUCUCAGCAGAUUCCCACCUUCACACCUUUGAUAUGCGAUCCAAUCGUUCAUGUCCCAGUGAUUGAUGUGUGCUCUUCAGGAGGUCAGGGCUAUCUUGUAAGCGCUGGCCCUGCCAUGUCAACCGCCAUUCCACCAUUGCACCCAAAUCUUGUGAAGCCACUGAUUUCUGAAUCUGAUUCUGUGGUAAAGGGCGCAAGAGAGACUCUACGUCUGCUAAUGGGUCGUUCAAGCCAGACCAACAAACAGGUUAUGGACACUUUGCCUGCAGUUUUAACAAAUGCGGAUGAAAAACCGAGUAUAAUUGUGACUGGCAGCCGCGGUCUUUAUGCCGGAACCAGAGACGUUGAUGUUAUUGCUAACAGCAUAGCAGCCAUGGGUUUAGCUUCACUCUCUGGGGCAUCCAGAGCUGAGAGCGAUUCCCAGGAUUGUGGCGCCUGUGGAAUUCCACACGAACAGGUGAGAGAUUCCAGUGAUGCAACUGGUAGUUAGUGCCUUUCUUUGAUUCCUAGCCUACGUAAUAACGUAUUCCCUUUCUGGUAGUUUCUUAGGUUCCUUUUGUUCCUGCAAUGUGUAGAUAUGUUUCUACCCUGCCCUUUUGAAAUGUAACUAACUAGUGCAAGUUCUACCAUUCUAGCCUUUAUUCUGAUGUUUGAAGAAUAUUUCAUUACUUUGGUUUAUAUGUAGUUAGAAGAGUUAUAAUGUUCGAAUA
Prosopis cineraria is the source of this 2473-nucleotide messenger RNA. RefSeq lists its product as uncharacterized. The transcript has 4 exons. The record is from RefSeq and is a predicted model, not a curated record. Lineage: Eukaryota; Viridiplantae; Streptophyta; Magnoliopsida; Fabales; Fabaceae. Bases 202 to 2253 code for a protein of 683 amino acids.